UCUUCUUUUGAAACAACACAGUACAAAAUAUAUCUUCUUUUGACACAACACAGUACAAAAUAUAUCUUCUAUGUACACAACACAGUACAAAAUAUAUCUUCUUUUGACACAACACAGUACAAAAUAUAUCUUCUUUUGACACAACACAGUACAAAAUAUAUCUUCUAUUUACACAACACAGUACAAAAUAUAUCUUCUAUUUACAUAACACAGUACAAAAUAUAUCUUCUAUUAAUACAACACAUACAAAAUAUAUCUUCUAUUGACACAACACAGUACAAAAUAUAUCUUCUAUUGACACAACACAGUACAAAAUAUAUCUUCUAUAGACACAACACAGUACAAAAUAUAUCUUCUAUUUACACAACACAGUACAAAAUAUAUCUUCUAUUAAUACAACACAAACAAAAUAUAUCUUCUAUUGACACAACACAGUACAAAAUAUAUCUUCUAUUGACACAACACAGUACAAAAUAUAUCUUCUAUUUACACAACACAGUACAAAAUAAAUCUUCUAUUUACACAACACAGUACAAAAUAUAUCUUCUAUUUACGAAACACAGUACAAAAUAUAUCUUCUAUAGACACAACACAGUACAAAAUAUAUCUUCUAUUGACACAACACAGUACAAAAUAUAUCUUCUAUUGACAUAA
This is a messenger RNA of Lottia gigantea (owl limpet), 654 nucleotides long. RefSeq lists its product as hypothetical. The record is from RefSeq and is a predicted model, not a curated record. The transcript has 3 exons. NCBI's taxonomy places the organism in Eukaryota, Metazoa, Mollusca, Gastropoda, Lottiidae. The annotation marks the transcript as partial.